Molecule: messenger RNA, 1040 nt
Organism: Panicum hallii
Lineage: Eukaryota; Viridiplantae; Streptophyta; Magnoliopsida; Poales; Poaceae
Product: ras-related protein RABC1
Exons: 6
Coding region: 116-766 (216 amino acids)
Molecular function (GO): GTPase activity; GTP binding
Source: RefSeq, a predicted model, not a curated record
CGACCGACUUCCUUCUCCUCCCUCCCUCCCUCCCUCCCUCCCCUCGUCUUGCGUUGCCCGCAACCGAAACCAGAUCAAACCCUAGAUCUCGUCUCGCCGCCCCGAUCCGAAUCGCAUGGAUUCGUCGUCGUCGUCGUCCUCCAGCCUGAGCCAGCAGCCCGAGUUCGACUACCUCUUCAAGCUGCUGCUUAUCGGCGACUCCGGCGUCGGCAAGAGCAGCCUCCUCCUCCGCUUCACCGCCGACUCCUUCGAGGACCUCUCCCCCACCAUAGGUGUUGACUUCAAGGUGAAGAUGGUUAACAUUGGUGGCAAGAAACUCAAGCUUGCCAUCUGGGACACAGCUGGACAGGAGAGAUUUAGGACCUUAACCAGCUCAUACUACAGAGGGGCACAGGGAAUCAUUAUGGUGUAUGAUGUCACUCGACGAGAAACAUUUACCAAUCUUUCUGAUAUAUGGGCAAAGGAAAUUGACCUGUAUUCAACCAACCAGGAUUGUAUAAAGAUGCUUGUUGGAAACAAAGUAGACAAGGAAAGUGAGAGGGCUGUCACAAAAAAAGAGGGAAUCGAAUUUGCUAGGGAAUACGGAUGUUUAUUUCUAGAAUGCAGUGCGAAAACAAAAGUAAAUGUAGAACAGUGCUUUGAGGAACUCGUCCUAAAGAUAUUAGACACGCCAAGCCUCCUAGCUGAUGCUUCGUCAGGGGCCAAGAAGAACAUUUUCAAACAGAAGCCACCGGAAGCUGACGCGGCUGCCAGCAGCUGCUGUUAACUUGCGUGCUAAUCCUGGUCGAGUCCUCCUGUGGAUGAUGAUAUCUUUGUUGCAUAAAGUGAUAAGCUUUGUUGUGUUGAUUUAUUUUGCUUUUGGUCCUGUAUAUUGCCAUGCUAAAAUUAGACCCGCGCAUAACAUUACGUUUGCAGCAGAUAUAUAAUGUAUUAAGUUAAAUCUACCUGACAAUAUGAAUUGUUUACAACUGCGAUCUGGAGUACACAACUAUUUGGCUGUAAAGAACAAAUGGUGCGCCCAGGGAUGGAUGAUUUGCAUA